Tinamus guttatus (white-throated tinamou) is the source of this 2327-nucleotide messenger RNA. It is a transcript of the gene FGA, whose product is annotated as fibrinogen alpha chain. The record is from RefSeq and is a predicted model, not a curated record. Gene Ontology annotation, cellular component: fibrinogen complex. Gene Ontology annotation, biological process: platelet aggregation; protein polymerization; fibrinolysis. Gene Ontology annotation, molecular function: extracellular matrix structural constituent; signaling receptor binding; protein-macromolecule adaptor activity. Lineage: Eukaryota; Metazoa; Chordata; Aves; Tinamiformes; Tinamidae.
AUGAUACCAAUGAGGAUUCUCUGCAUGUUUCUGUGCCUCCGCAUAGCCUGGGCACAGGCGGGCGAGAGCGCCUUCGAGAAGGAGGGCGGCGGGGUGCGCGGCCCCCGCGUGUCUCUGCCGAUGGCGCCGGCCGCCUGCCGCAGCGACAAGAGCUGGCCCAUCUGCGCCGAUGACGACUGGGGCACAAAAUGCCCAUCCGGCUGCAGAAUGCAAGGACUCAUCGAUGAGACUGACCAGGAUUAUAGUCACAGAAUAGACAAAAUUAAGAAGCUGCUUGCAGAUAACCAGAACAACUACAAAACAUCUAAUCGGGUAAUUGUGGAAACCAUAAACGUACUAAAACCAAACCUGGAAAGUGCCCUGCAGCUUGAUGAGAAUUAUGGUCGUGUGUCAGCAGAACUGAGAAGGAGAAUUGUGACAUUAAAGCAGAGAGUUGUCACCCAAGUAAACAGAAUUAAAGCUCUGCAAAACAGCAUCCACGAUCAGGUGACAGAGAUGAAGCGCUUGGAGGUGGACAUUGAUAUUAAGAUACGAGCUUGCAAAGGAUCUUGUGCUAAAAGUUUUGAUUACCAUGUGGACAAAGAAACCUAUGACAACAUCCAGAAGCAGCUUACCCAGGCCAACUCCAUCGACUUACACCCAGAGAUUCAAACGACUACUCUGAGCAUUCUGAAAAUGAGGCCAAUAAAGGACGUAGAUGUUCCUGAGCAUUUUAAGCAUAAGCCUCUACCAGAAAUGCAAGCUCUGAACUUUAUUAAUGACAUCAGGCAGGUGGAAAUGACAUUAGAAAGAUCAGAAACAGACGCAAGUCCCUCCCGAGGCGAUAGUGCGCAUCACACAGCACCAUCCAGGGGAGAUGGACCUUCAUACCCUAGCGCAGUAGUCCCUUCUGUGCACGGGAGAGACAGCCCUAGUCUGGGACAUGGAACCUCCACUGUCCAUAGAUGCACCACCAGUGUCACUAGGAAAAUUGUCAGUGGCCCCGAUGGCCCUAGAGAAGAAGUAGUUGAAAAACUAGUUUCUUCUGAUGGCUCAGACUGCUCCCAUUUACAAGGAAUGGGAGAAUUUGAAAGGGAAGGGAGUUGGCACCAUGUUAGUGAAUUACACAAGCUUUAUCCUGAGCUAGGGUCGUUUUUUGCCCCUGGGUCUUCAGUUACUACUACUAAGCUUACUGGUGGGUCUGCCAGCACUUCAUCUGGCAGCUAUGGAACUGGCACAGCCAGUGGUCACUUAGGUAGUGGAACAACUAGUCAUUCAGGGGGAAAAGACAGAUUUACAGACAUAGGAGAAGAGGAAGAUGAUGAUUUUGGAAGACUUCACCUUCAACCUGGAUUCUCAUCAAGCAGCGCAAGUCACUCCAAAGUAGUGACCAGCUCCUCUUCUAGUUUCAACAAAGGAGGCUCCACUUUUGAAACCAAAUCACUAAAGACCCGUGAUGUAACUAAGGAGCUAGGUGGGGUGCAGCAUGAUGAGAGUGCAGAGGAUAUGCCAGACUUGCGGGCCCGCAGCUUCAGACACAGAGAAAUAACUCAAAGGACAGUCGACACUGGGAAAGACUGUGAUGAUAUCCGCCAGAAACACACUUUUGGUGACAAAAGUGGCAUUUUCAAAAUCAAGCCAGCGGGAUCCAAUAAGGUUUUGUCAGUUUAUUGCGACCAAGAGACCACCUUGGGAGGAUGGCUAUUGAUCCAACAGAGAAUGGAUGGAUCAGUGAAUUUUAACCGGACCUGGCAAGACUACAAGAGAGGUUUUGGAAGCGUGGAUGGCCAAGGUCGAGGAGAAUACUGGCUGGGCAAUGAAUACUUACACUUGCUAACUCAGAACAAGACUGUCCUUCGUGUAGAGUUGGAGGACUGGGAUGGAAAUGCUGUGUAUGCAGAGUACAUCCUACAGGUAGGGUCUGAGUCGGAGGGCUACCCUCUUGCUGUGUCCUCCUACGAGGGGACUGCCGGGGACGCGCUCAUCGCCGGCUGGCUGGAGGAGGGCACCCAAUACACGUCCCAUGCCCAGAUGCGCUUCAGCACCUUUGACAGGGACCAGGACCGCUGGGAGGAGAGCUGCGCAGAGGUGUACGGGGGCGGCUGGUGGUACAACAGCUGCCAGGCGGCCAACCUCAACGGCAUUUACUACCUGGGCGGCCACUACGAUCCCAGAUACAAUGCUCCCUACGAGAUCGAAAAUGGGGUGGUCUGGAUGCCGUUUAGAGCCUCUGAUUAUUCCCUCAAGGUUGUUAGGAUGAAAAUCAGGCCCACAGAAACCCUGUAGAAAGGCAGACUUUUAAUAUAUAUGUUAAGACUACAAGAUUAGAAGCCCUUUUAUAUAUAUGG